AUGAAGAAAUAUCUCUAUAAAAACAUUCAGAACAUAGAGACUGAUGGUGAUUCACUGUUUGGUGUCUCAGGUCUGAUUAUGGAGAACGGGAUCAGCAGCACCUCCUGGAAUCCUUUCUAUUCAAGCCCACAGAGUCCAGCGAAUGGAGAUCGAGAUGGUAGCAACACAAUCAGAGAAAACAACGUGUUACCGAACGUAAAGAGUUUAACCAAAAGCAACGGCAUUCAUCAGACGCCUGAGUUUCCAGACGAUCCUUUCCCAGCUCCAGACUGGGUUUUGUUCCCUUCACCUGAUUUUUAUAGAGACAACACACCGAAUGGCUUUCAAACCACAUCAGCAUCAGGCGUUUGGGGUGAAGACACAGACAUUUUCCAGCCUUUUAAAGAGAAAGCAGACCCUGAUGUGUCACACAGCAGCUCAGCCAAUCAGAACACAGAAUCCUGCUCUUCGUCCAAUCAGAGGGAUCCUCUCCUGGAAUUCAUCCAAUCCAGACAGAAGAAAUUCCAAGCCACGCCCUCCCCAGCUUCACCAUCCGAUCCUGCCAACGUUUUCCCAGAAACAUGCGCUAAAACGAACGUUUCUAAUACCAGCCCAGCAUCUGAUGAUAUUUGCAAGACGUCCUCGUCCACCGCAGGAACCAAAGUCUCCGACAUCGAGGCGUUUGACCCUCUGUUUGACCCUCAGAACGAAGUUCAGUCCAAACACAAGAGCGAUUAUGAUCUACUGUUCACUCGUCAAGAUGCAAAACAAGACAUUGCUAUUUCCCAUGAUGCUUUGCAAAAUGGAGUCGUCCAAGAGACAACACCGUCCACAAACGUCUCAAAUGGAGACCUGAUGUCCAGGAGGCUCCGGCCCAAAGCUGCUCCUCGCAGUAAAGCCCUGAAGAGCCUCCUUCAGCCUCCUGCUCUCUCUCAGAUGACGCCGGCUGAGAUAGAGAGCGAUCUGCAGGUGUUUGAGGACGUUCUUCUCAUCGGUCAGAGGCAUUUCUAA
Molecule: messenger RNA, 990 nt
Organism: Sinocyclocheilus rhinocerous
Lineage: Eukaryota; Metazoa; Chordata; Actinopteri; Cypriniformes; Cyprinidae
Exons: 7
Coding region: 1-990 (329 amino acids)
Source: RefSeq, a predicted model, not a curated record